Messenger RNA from Neoarthrinium moseri, 1734 nucleotides. RefSeq lists its product as uncharacterized. The record is from RefSeq and is a predicted model, not a curated record. The coding region runs from base 1 to 1734 and encodes 577 amino acids. NCBI's taxonomy places the organism in Eukaryota, Fungi, Ascomycota, Sordariomycetes, Amphisphaeriales, Apiosporaceae. The transcript is spliced from 5 exons. Gene Ontology annotation, molecular function: CoA-ligase activity.
AUGGUGUUCAACCCGCCUAGUUGGGUGCCAAAGCUCCCAUUCGACCCACCGGACUCGAUCCCAAUAGGCGAGUUCUGGCACAACGAGAGGUAUGGCCGCCACCCGCUCGACAAGUCGCUGAAUGCUUUCACCUGCGGCGUCACGGGGAAGGCCUACAGCAACGAUGAGAUGAAGGAGCGGUACGAGUUGCUGGCCCGGGCGCUGUCGAAGCGCCUGGGAUGGCGAGCGAAUGAGGAGACACCCUGGGACAAGGUCGUGGGCGUCUUCUCCUUCAACUCGAUUGACUACAUAAUGGCUACCUUUGCAGUUCACCGUCUCUCCGGCAUUGCAACCCCGGCCAAUGCCAUGUACUCAUCCUCGGAGCUCGAGUACCAGCUCAAAGCCUCGGGGGCCAAGGCUCUGAUCACCUGUGCUCCGCUGCUGGACACGGCGCUGAAAGCUGCAAAGGCAGUCGGGAUACCCGAGGACAAAGUGUUCUUGAACGAAGGGGCGUGGGAGUCCCAAAAGCUGCCGUUCAAGACGCUCAACGAGCUUAUCGAGGAGGGCCAGGCACUGCCUGAACUGGAGCCCCUGCACUGGUCCAAGGGACAGGGAGCUCGGCAGGUCGCGUACCUGUGUUUUUCCAGCGGAACUUCCGGCUUGCCCAAGGCGGUCAUGAUCGCGCACCGAAACGUGAUUGCGAACAUGAUGCAGAUUCGGUGGCAUGAGUCCGUGGGAAGAGAGCUCAAAGGGGUAUCAGCGCAAACUGUGUUGGGGCUGUUGCCUAUGAGCCAUAUCUACGGGCUCGUGGUGGUGUCGCUAGCCGGCAUGUAUCGUGGUGAUAGUGUUAUUGUCCUCCCGCGGUUCGAGCUGCAGCCGCUGCUGGAGACGAUACAGAGAUUCAAAAUCAACUUCUUGUACCUGGUCCCGCCCAUCAUCAUUCAACUGCUCCGCAACCCUGAACUAUGUUCCAAGUACGAUCUCUCUUCCGUCCGUCACAUCUUUACUGGCGCCGCACCAUUGGGGGCCGAGACGCACGAGGACGUGCUGAAGUCUUUCCCGGGCUGGAACAUAGCUCAAGGGUAUGGUAUGACGGAAACUAGCACCGUGGCACUCAGUUCAAGCGAGCACGACAUCGUGAUUGGAACAUCCGGGUCGCUGGUUCCCAGCACCCGAGCCAAGAUCAUCGGCGAAGACGGUCACGAGAUUACCGAAUACGGGAAGCGAGGCGAGCUAUACAUUCAAAGCCCCUCGGUCACUCUCGGCUACCUGAACAAUGAGAAGGCAACUGCGGAGGCGUACAUCCACGACGAGGAUGGGCGGUGGAUCCGCACCGGCGACGUGGCCGUUGUCACGAAGAACGAGGCUGGCAACGAGCAUUUUGCCAUCGUGGAUCGCAUGAAGGAGCUGAUCAAGACAAAGGGCCACCAAGUUGCGCCUGCGGAGCUCGAGGCUCAUCUGCUAUCACACCCGGCCGUCAACGACUGCACCGUCAUCCCCGUGCCGGAUGAGAGCGCGGGUGAGGUGCCCAAGGCGUUCGUAGUCAAGUCGGCAGCCUACCAGUCCAAAUCCGACGAGGAGACGGCGCGGGAGAUCUGCAAGCACGUCGAGGACCACAAGGCCCGGUACAAGUGGCUGAAGGGCGGCGUCGAGUUCAUCGAUGUGGUUCCCAAGAGCCCGAGCGGCAAGAUCCUGCGGCGGUUGCUGAAGGACAGGGAGAGUGAGAAGAGGAGGAAGGCUGGGGCGAAGCUGUGA